AUGGGCUCUUCGUCCAAGUAUGACCGCCGCGACCGUAGCACCUCCCGGACUCGCACAUCUCGUCGCGACGACCGCGACCGAGACGACAGGAGGUCGUCGCGUCGUGACGACCGCGACAGGGAUCGCGACAAAGACAGCGACAGGAGGAGGCGUUCGAAAUCUAGGUCGAGGACGGACGACUACGGGGAUGACGAUUAUGGGGACAGUGGGCGAUCGCCGAAGAAGGAUUCCUCGCGCUCGACUCGGAAGAACCGCGAUGCCGACUCGUAUGACGAUGCAGGCGGGUACGACGACUACGGCUCGUCGACGAAGAGCUCGAGGAACGAUGGCUACGGUGACGACGGGGGAGGGCGGCAGAAGGGUUCGUCCAGGUCGACCGCAACACCUGCGCCGUCCGACUCCGGCUACGGUGGCGGGUGGGACGAUCAGUCACAAGCUCCCUCGUCGCGAGGCGGUCGACAGCAGGACAACCGUUGGAACGGCAACUCUGGCGCGUCGCAGGCGGGCUACUCGCAAGCUCCGCCGUCGAACUACGGCGGUGCACCUCCUUCGACUUACGGAAGCGCCCCGCCGUCGAAUUACGGAAACGCACCGCCCUCGAGCUAUGGUGCACCGACGCCCUAUCCACCGUCGAACUACCCUCCUUCUGCUGCUUCUCAGGCACCUCAGCCAGGCUACGGUCCGCCGCUUAGCGCGCCGCAUCCGCCCAGCAGCUACGGUCAGCCACCCAGUUCCGCCCCUUACGCUUCUACGCCCGGCUACUACGGUCAAGCACCGCCAGUCCCGCCGCCGGGAUUAGCAGCUCCGCCUCAGCAAUGGUCGCAACCUCCUCAGCAGCCGCAGUCGAUGGCGACGCAGCAGCCUUCGGGGCCAGGAUGGCCGGCUCAACCGCCUUCCGCUCCACCGACUGGGUAUCCCCCUUCUUACCCUUCGUCGUCUGCUCCGCCGCAAAGCGACCACUAUCAGCAGCAGGAUCCUAUCUCACGCUCGUAUGCUCCAACACCCGCACCAGGUCGCGACGCCGCGAACUAUCCUCCUUACCCAGGUCCCCCUCCCCCUCCUCCUUCAUCGUACGAACAGAACCUUCGUCCGCCGUACCCCGCUCCGCCUGCGCCCGUCACGUCUCCUCCGCCGCCUCAGCAGCCCAAUGCUCCACCGAGCCAAGGCUGGCCGCCGCAGAACGCGCAGGCACCCUCGACGCAACCCGCUUAUCCGUACGGUAAUCUUCAUCCGCCGCCUUCGAGCUCUCCUUACGGUCAGCCGAGCGCGUACGGCGCUCCUUCGCCGCAGCUCGCGCCACCACAGCCUGCGCCGCCUCAGCCGUCUCCGCCUGCGCCGGCCGUCCAGCCCGCGCCUCAGACAGCUUCGCCGACGCCGUCCGCCCCUUCGCAAGGUGCGCUGGGGCGUUGGGUACCAGGUCAAGACGGGCAGUGGGUCUGGCAGAUCACAGAGCCGAAUGCAGCGCCUUCCGCUCGGCCCACCGCAUCUCCGCCGUCUGUUCCGUCUCAGCCCGCACCUAACGCUUUUCAAGCCUAUCCCGCUCCGCCGAAUCAGCCGACAGCGCCUCCUUAUCCGCCAUCUGCGCCUUACGGCAGUGCGCCUCCCGUUGCAGGUCAAGCCUCGACGCCCAGCGCGCCUCCCUAUCCAGUCGCGCCACCCCCGCCUCCGCCUUCCCAGCCUUCUUACCAAGGCUACCAAGCUCCAUACCAGCCGGCACCGACGCCGUCAGUCCCGCCUACCCAGCCUCAGCCGCCUUACCCCGUCUCAAACUCGUAUUUCCCGCCUGCUCCGUCCUCAUCGUUCGGCGGCUACGACUCGUCUCGUCCCGCUCCGCCGCCACUGAACGCCUCACAAGCACCUCCGCGGCCUUCUGCUCCUUCAGCUUACUCGGACGAGACCGUCUCGCCCGACGACUAUACCUCUCGCCGUCCGCCUUCAAGGGCUGCGUCGACGCGCUCGAAGAGCUACAGGGACAGGCCGCAAACACCUUCGGACGAUGAAGAUGAUCAACAGGAUUACGAUGAUGCGGACGACGGAGGACGAGGCGGCGGACGGAGUUCUCGGCGCUCGAGAAAAGACAGCUACGCGAGCGAUCGCAGCGACAGGCGGGACUCGUAUGGCGGUCGCGGCAGUGGCGGAGGAGGCGCGCGAGGUCGUCAAGACCGCUCGGAGAGGUCCAGCAGAGGAGACGGUCGUGGAAGGGACAGGUCGGAGUCGAGGACUAGGUCGACGAGUAGGGGAAGGGGCGGAAGCGGCACGAUGUACGAGAUGCGCUCGAUUCCGAAGGGCGGCGCGAGGAGGAACAGUGCUGGAGAAGCGCAGAAGAGACAGGAGAUGGCCGCUCGAAUCGCUCGCGAAGAAGCCGAGAUCCUCGAACAACGCUUCAAGUCGGCCAAGGCAGCGCGAAAGAGCGUCUACGUCGAGCGUGAGCAGGAAGACGAGUCUUGGGAGAGAGUCGAGAAGCCGAGGAGGAUGAGCGUCGGUGACAGGUUCCGGCAGAACCACCUUGAAUCCGAGCCGACUGAAGACUACGACGAUUGGGCUCGCCGACCUCGCUCGAACCCGACGCCUCCAUCCUUCGCGCCUCCUCCGCCACCAAAGCCGCCGAAGCCUCUUCUCCCGCCCUCGAAGGCGUCGCGCAUCGCCGCCUGGUCAGCGAGCGUUCCGGCAUCUGAGACGUCCGAACUCUCGCUCGACGACGACCGGGAAGACGAGCCUGCGCCGCUCCGAUCGGCGAUGAAAGGCAGUCGCGCGAGAAGCGGAACGCCAGUGUCAUCGAUUAAGGGGCAGAGGAAGGGCGCGGUGGACGAUCUCGAUGGCGUUGUUGAGGAGUUUGAUCCAUUCCAGGCGGUGACGACGGCUCAGAGUGCGGCGCAGAUGUACGGGAGCUGGCAUCCCGCUCGGAACAAGUAG
This is a messenger RNA of Rhodotorula toruloides NP11, 2913 nucleotides long. RefSeq lists its product as uncharacterized. The record is from RefSeq and is a predicted model, not a curated record. The coding region runs from base 1 to 2913 and encodes 970 amino acids. The transcript has 6 exons. NCBI's taxonomy places the organism in Eukaryota, Fungi, Basidiomycota, Microbotryomycetes, Sporidiobolales, Sporidiobolaceae.